Fomitopsis serialis is the source of this 578-nucleotide messenger RNA. RefSeq lists its product as uncharacterized. The record is from RefSeq and is a predicted model, not a curated record. The annotation marks the transcript as partial. NCBI's taxonomy places the organism in Eukaryota, Fungi, Basidiomycota, Agaricomycetes, Polyporales, Fomitopsidaceae. The transcript has 3 exons.
GAGCCAGUGGUCGCGUCGUGCGAAGACCCUUGUCAAAAUCUCUCCACCACCGUGGGUGCACUGCGUGCCUGUCAACUCGGAGACCGUCUCGCGAGGUGCGGCUAUCGCGGGUGUGGUACGUACCACGUGUUGAAUGGUAUGCGUAUCCCGACUACUUGUUGCGCGACGGGUGAAUUGUUCGCGGUUAGGCCAAGGGUCCGCGGGUCCACGGGCAGGAAGCAGGUCUGUUGGCAAGUGGGCGCACGGACGAGCGAGCGAUCACGUGGGCAAUUGUGUGGACGAGUGAGUGGUCAGCCGACCGAGCAGAGGAGAGCGCGAGCGAGGGGGUGCAUGCGACGCUGCAUGCAAGAGCGCGACGCGCGUGGGCGAGAGCGCACGAGCAACAGGGCGCGGGCAAGACGACACGCGGGCGAGGCAGCAGACAAGCCUGACAGCGCGUGGACGAGGCGACGGGGCGGGCUGGUGAGACGGCGGGGGCGUGCGACGGGGAUAGGGUGAUGGCGGGCAAGCGAGAUGGCGGGCCAGAACAAUGGCCGAGCGAGACAGCAGGGAAACUGACAGGCAAGUUAGUGGGCGAG